CGAACUGUGUAUUCUAAACAAAAAUAGAAAAUAUUGUCUGUAUUUUAACGUGCAUUUUACUUUUCCGUUUCCUUUUUAUCUGUGUGAAAAGAGAAGGUCUGAAAAAUGACAAACUCAAAGGGUUAUCGUAGAGGAACGAGAGACUUGUUCUCAAGAAAGUUCAAAAAGCAUGGCGUUAUUCCUCUAUCCACUUAUAUGAAAGUAUACAAAGUUGGAGACAUCGUUGAUAUUAAGGGAAACGGUGCCGUGCAGAAGGGCAUGCCUUACAAAGUCUAUCACGGAAAAACCGGACGUGUUUUCAACGUAACCGCACACGCACUGGGAGUUAUUGUGAACAAGAGGGUCCGAGGAAGAGUUAUUCCAAAAAGGAUAAACAUUCGUAUUGAACACGUCACUCAUUCAAAGUGUAGGGAAGACUUCUUGCAACGUGUCAAGUCCAAUGAAAAACUUCGUAAAGAAGCUAAAGAGAAGAGUGUCAGGGUAGAACUUAAGAGACAACCAGCUCAACCAAGGCCAGCCCACAUUGUCAACGGAAAGGUACCGGCAGUUCAACUUGCGCCUAUACCAUAUGAAUUUAUCGCUUAAUUUUAUAAAAAUUAAUAAUAAAUUGUCUUUUUUGUGAAAAGUG
Anoplophora glabripennis (Asian longhorned beetle) is the source of this 628-nucleotide messenger RNA. It is a transcript of the gene RpL21, whose product is annotated as 60S ribosomal protein L21. Lineage: Eukaryota; Metazoa; Arthropoda; Insecta; Coleoptera; Cerambycidae. Gene Ontology annotation, cellular component: ribosome; cytosolic large ribosomal subunit. Gene Ontology annotation, biological process: translation. The record is from RefSeq and is a predicted model, not a curated record. The coding region runs from base 106 to 585 and encodes 159 amino acids. Gene Ontology annotation, molecular function: structural constituent of ribosome. The transcript is spliced from 2 exons.